Paramuricea clavata is the source of this 566-nucleotide messenger RNA. Lineage: Eukaryota; Metazoa; Cnidaria; Anthozoa; Malacalcyonacea; Plexauridae. The record is from the annotation of a GenBank genome assembly.
AUGCAAGAAGAAAGUGUUAUGAAAUUAAUUGCCUCCCAUUGGGAUGAUGGCGAAGAAGUUUGUUUAGACCGUUUAAAUAUUGCGCCAGCGGAAUCUACAGCUUUGGUCGAAUUUCUAAGUUAUAUAAAGAACUUCCACAAGCUUAAGAUGACUAAUUGUAUGAUGGAGCAUUUGGCUUUCCGUGAAUUUACCAAGUUACUGACGAAAGAGAAUGAAAACUGCCAACUAACUGAGUUACACCUAAAUAAGAAUAAAUUAACAGAUGAAGAUGCUAAAUCUUUGAGUAAUGCUCUGAUUAGUGACAAGUGCAACCUUACUGAAUUAGAUAUAGGAGACAAUAAUUUAACAGAUGAAGGUGCUGAACAUUUAAGUGAUGCUCUGAUGAGUGACAAAUGCAAACUUACUAAAUUAAACAUAAGUGUAAAUCAUUUAACAGAUGAAGGUGCUGAACAUUUACGUAAUGCUAUGAUGAGUGACAAGUGCAGACUUACUGAAUUAAAUAUAGGAGGCAAUAAUUUAAGAGAUGAAGGUGCUAAAUGUUUGAGUAUCGCCCUGAUGAGUGACAA